Messenger RNA from Scleropages formosus (Asian bonytongue), 2676 nucleotides. Its product is annotated as WD repeat-containing protein 43-like. Bases 51 to 2045 code for a protein of 664 amino acids. The record is from RefSeq and is a predicted model, not a curated record. Gene Ontology annotation, cellular component: nucleolus. Gene Ontology annotation, biological process: maturation of SSU-rRNA from tricistronic rRNA transcript (SSU-rRNA, 5.8S rRNA, LSU-rRNA). Lineage: Eukaryota; Metazoa; Chordata; Actinopteri; Osteoglossiformes; Osteoglossidae. The transcript has 18 exons. Gene Ontology annotation, molecular function: protein binding.
CCCUUGAACGGAAGGUGUCUCCUAUACAUACAUACUGCCCGUGUGUCGAAAUGGCGGCGGAAGGGGGACGUCUUGCACUUUCAGCGCCCUGCGCGUUCUCCCCCAAAACACACCACUAUCUAGCCGUGUGCUCGCAGGACGGUGCACUGCUGCGCAUCUGGGACACCAGGAGGAGCUGUAUACACCAGGAACACGCGCUUUCGGCCCACCUGGGUGCACUUUGUACUUGCAUAGCGUGGGGACCGAGCCAAGCCGUAAACUUAAAGGAUGGACCCCAGAGGAAAAGGAGAAAAUCACAAGCGAGGCAUGUGUCGGAGAAGGAAGACUUGUUGGCCUUGGGUACGACAGCUGGCAGCAUCGUCCUCUACAGCGUGGCCAAAGGGAAGCUGCACAGCACCCUGGAGGAAAGCCACAGUGGAGGGGUGAACGUGGUGCGAUGGCAUCCUGAGGAGAAUUUUCUGUACAGCGCAUCGGAGGACACACACAUCGCAGAGUGGGACCUCCAGACAGGCAGAGUUCGCUGUAAAUGGAAAGCGGACCGCAGGCCCGUGACCGGCUUGUGUGUGAGUCCGAAUGGGCAGUGGCUUCUCUCGGCAGGACAAACCAUAAAGAUGUGGAACCUGGAGACCAAGGAGUUGUUCAGGCGAUUCCAGGGGCACUGCACUGCAGUGACAACUCUGUGCUUCACGCCACCGCACCCCCCUGAUAGUGGUAACCUGUACUUCCUAUCUGGGGCCACUCGUGACCCAUUGCUCAGCGUUUGGCAGGUGCAGUCAGACGGGAAUAAUAAGAAUGCCGUUUCGUCAUUUGCUCUAACUGAUGAACCCCAGCACAUUGAUAUUGCAACCUGUGAUGAUAAGGACCAGGUUUUGAGAAUGGCGGUAGCGUGUAAGGACGGGCAGCUACACAUUUUCCAGCACCACCUUAAUGGGCCUUUUAAGAAACCUCUGUCCCCAUCCUGCUCGGUACAGGUGUCGAGCACAGGGGCGCAGGGGGCCGCUGGAGAUGUUCCUGUUCCACUGCCACUGCUGGCGGCAGCAUUUGACACAGAGGAGCAGGACCUCCUGCUGGCCUACGGCAGCCGCUUGCAGCCUGUUGUGGAGAGAGUGGCUCUUAACACAGCAGAGAGGAACAUCUGUUUGGUUCGCAAUGUUCAGACCAUUUCAAUGGACGCUUUGGAUUCAGAUAUUACCAAGAUGACAGCCUCUGAGGUCAGUGCCAGCAGUAGAGUGCUUUCCUCUGGUCUGCGAAGCCAUCACACAUCCGUUAAAACUUUGUCCUCUGAGUUUGGGAAAAAUAAAGUUGAUCCUGCUGCUGAAGAGAUGACAAUACAGGAGCGCUUGGGGAAGAUCGGAGAAAGGAAGACCACUGUUGGACAAGGGGGUCCUGACAUGGCUCCCUCCCUACAGACAGAUAACUUCACCUUGCUACUGGUUCGGGGCCUUGAAAGCAGUGAUAAUAACAUCCUCAACAAAAUUCUACAGAUACGCAAGGAUGUGCUGAUAAAGAAGACUGUUGCCAGGUUGCCAGACACAGCAGUCUUGCCAUUGGUGGAGGAGCUAACAAAGAGGAUUCAAGGCCAUCCAUACACCGCGGUGUUAAUGGUGCGCUGGCUCAAAGCGGUCCUGAUUCAUCACACCUCCUACCUGUCCACACUACAAGACCCAGAUUCCAGUUUGAGACUGUUGUACCACAUGAUUGAAAGCAGAAUGAAGAUGUUCCACAGGCUGACUCGACUGUACGGAAAGCUGUACCUGCUGAUAACGCAGGUGGCAGCCUGUGACAACACAUAUAGAGUAACAGAACAAGACCAGGGUGCCAAAAUGGUCUAUGAGGAAGAGUCCUCAGAUGAAGACAAGACUUCUGGAGAUGAGGGACUGCCUGAGGAAGACUCAGAUAACUGGGAAGAAGAUGAGGAGAAUGAGGAAGAUAUUCAGGAAACAUUGAACAAAGAGAAGGGAGCCCAAGAGGAAGACCCGCUCAAGGUGGACCCGAAAGGGAACAGUGAUUCGGAUUUUCAUCAGAAUGAGACUGAAGAAGAAUAACACUGAUGGCGUGAAGGGAAAAUCAAAAGAGACUAAAAGUUAAACUGAAGAAGUUUCUAAAAUUUGUGCCCUUAUUUUUACUUCAGUGUGUGUUAGUUUGUUCUUUUUUAAUUACCUGAACAAUACUGCCAAAUGGUACAGAGCAUUUUUUUUAAAUACUAAAACAGAUGUCAUAUUUACGAUGUGCAGUCACAUCGUUGAAAUUCCAUUGAACUGCAGUUCCCACAGCUGAUCCACAGUCCACCUGUCAAAUCAGUCUGCCUGUGCCUUGGGACAUCACUGUGACUGCACUGUGACAGCUCGCCUCUCCCAGGUGCAAAGUCUAACCAUGGUGCUCUGGCAGGUUCAGCCUGGGUCAAUCCUCAAUAUCUGUGGCCACUCUGGCUUUUUUUUUUUUUUUUUUUUUUUCUUUCUUUUUUUAAACUUCUAAGAUUAUUUACUUUAGUCUUAUAAAUAGCUGCUUGGAAAGUAUACAGAUGUGAUUAAGAAAUGUCCAUAUCUAUCCAUCAGCACCCAAAUGCCUUUAAAAUGCCAUACAGUUUGAAGCUCACAGCAUUUUUGUCUUAUAAUUAAUGAAUUUGUAAGCCUAUAAAAUUAAUUUUCAUUUAUUGGUCUUUUGGCCCAUAAUGAU